UCAAGGAACCAUCUUACCCACUUGCCUGAUGCCAUUGGAUCGCUUAUCAACCUUACAACCUUACAACUCGCUCAUAACCAGCUCGUCGAGAUACCAGACACCAUCUGUGGCCUAAUCAACUUGACCGACUUGGACUUGGGCCACAACCGACUGACCCGCGUGAGCCCACACAUCGGCCAUUUGAAAAAACUCGCUCAUUUAAACCUGAACCACAACCGUUCACUGUCGGAACUGCCCAUCGAAGUCGGUGGAUUAGAAAGUCUGGCCUCACUCUCCGUCCUGCAUUGUCCAGAAAUAAACAUGCUACCAGCCGAGUUAUUACAACUGCCCAACCUGCGUCGUCUCAAGAUUGCAUCUGUAUCAAAGAAAGAUAACAACAAUGCAACAUCCGAAGAAGAACAACUUCAUAUAAUGAACGAUUUGAAACACGAUCCACCGAGUUUACUCGAAAUCUGUGCUCGACGCAAUAUCAAAGAAGCAGCAUACUACUUACCUCAUGUACAACCCAAGCCGUGUACAGCUUGUGGCAAGCCUUAUUUUCAAUCGUACGUGUCACGCCGCCGACUGGUCGAGCGGCCUGACUUGACGCUGGUCAUGUUUGAAUAUCGAUUAUGCUCGGCACACUGGACGGACGACGACGAUCGCAUGCGAUACAUUUUCAGUCAGUCGCCAUCACUA
Molecule: messenger RNA, 678 nt
Organism: Zychaea mexicana
Lineage: Eukaryota; Fungi; Mucoromycota; Mucoromycetes; Mucorales; Lichtheimiaceae
Exons: 1
Molecular function (GO): protein binding
Source: RefSeq, a predicted model, not a curated record